Molecule: messenger RNA, 3138 nt
Organism: Endocarpon pusillum Z07020
Lineage: Eukaryota; Fungi; Ascomycota; Eurotiomycetes; Verrucariales; Verrucariaceae
Exons: 1
Coding region: 1-3138 (1045 amino acids)
Biological process (GO): exocytosis; Golgi to plasma membrane transport
Cellular component (GO): exocyst
Source: RefSeq, a predicted model, not a curated record
AUGGCGGACUUCGAGAGAAGUAUUGUCACUCACUACAAUCUGUCUACGCCUUAUCCGGUAGAAUGGCCGGCUGAGCUUGAUGAAAGCGACGAAGAGGCAGCACCGGCCAAUCAUCCCAGCGCAAGAAAGUCUAAAUCAAGGUAUUCUGCGUUGGAAAGGAGUGCCAGUGAUCGCCGAAGUGUGAUUCCUGGCUCUCAAAAGACGGGUGAUGGAAGGGCGAACCUGGUUCAGAAGGACGAGCAAGAUCCCCUAGGCGGCACAGACAGUGUUGUUGCUGUAUUGAAGCAACGUGGGUUACCUGUUGACGAGGAUGCACGAUUACGAAAUAAGUUCCUGCUCUCUUCGACGACCUUUUCGCCAGGCCUGUUUCUGUCUCAGACGCAUUCCAAUGCGUCAACACAAUCCUUGCUUCAGGGUCUGGACUAUCUGACAAGGUCUAUCGAUCAGAAAUCUGCGUCUCUGAAGGUUCUGGUGGAAUCAAACUUCGAGAGAUUCGUACGGGCGAAAGCAACCAUCGAUAACGUCUACACAGAGAUGAAAAAUCAAGGUACCGAGACUGAAACCGGCUUGACUUCCCCACCCCACUCUCGACACGUAAGUCGUUCAAGCGGUCACUUUAGGAACUUCAGCAGCGGUAGCGCAGCAGGCAUGUCGCAGCCAUCUAAACCACCGCCUAGCAAGAACGCUCUUAGAAAGGAGAGCGAGUUCGGGGUGCAAGGUAUCAAGACGCCACUGCUAGAAGUCUCACAGAAGGCCGAGGAUGUCUGGGGUCCAGCGCUUGGUGGUCGUCAACGCGAGGAAAGGUUGAAAUCAAUUGUGGAUGCUGUGCAGCAAGAGCGAGAGAUCUACGAGCUUGGCGCAAAUCUUUCCAAGUCUAUAAAGCAAAAGGACUAUGAAGCUAUUGUUGAACGGUACAACUCAGCUCGCAACUAUUCAAAUGACGCCAGAGCUGUUGCCGAAAAGGCCGUCAACGGUCGACAGGCAUUGACAGAUGAUCAGAUUCACAAAAUUCUGGUGACUGGCCGCAUGUGGACCAAUGUGGAAACGCAAGUGAAAGCUUUAAAAAGAGACAUAUGGCGGCGACUGAGCAACGUCCAAUCAGUGCUUCCAGUUGCAGGACCAGGGCAGACAGAAGAGCACAUGGAAUUGAUUGGGGUUCUUCUCGAGCUGGGUGUAGAUGAUAAUCCUAUUUGGGUAUGGUUGUUGAGCCGAUACGACUACUUGAAGACCAAAAUUACUGGCAUGUCGGAGAGAUCCAAAGUUGAGAUCGAAAUCUUGCGACGACGGCUAGCAGCAUCUGAGGCUACACCUCCACCAGCCACAGCUUCGUUUCUAAGGCAGGCUGUUCGAGACAAUCCAAGCGCAAUAGACACAGAACAAGUCAUCGAAAUGUGGGAGACUAACCUCGCCUUCUUAACCAAAUUGUUGUCUCUCUCUAGUGGCCUGCUCGGCGAGGUAAUGGAGUUCUGGGACUCAACACAGUCUUUCAUCGAUGGUCAAAAACAGAGCACCUUACCUACAGGCUUUGAAGGCCAAAGUCGCAAGCAUCAUAGGCUCUCAGAGGCAGGAGUCAAAGAUUUGCAGAAUGGUGCUAUUGAUUUGGUCAACCUCAUUCGAGACGCUGUUUUUUCCUUGUUCGCAGAUGCUCCAAUCGAAGACAUCUCCCUUCUGCUUUCUCCCUUCCCACCAAACACGCCUAGUACGCCGCUCUCAGCUGCACUAUCACCCGGCGAAAGCCGAUUUGGCAGAAUUGAUCCGCAGACUCUGCCUCCACCAUCGCCGAAGCGUGGAGAACCUUGGGAGGAUUUUGCAUUUUGGCCGCCACACUCGAACUCGCUCAGUGCUGUUCACUAUCUGAGCAAGCUUCUAAACCUAGUGGGAACAGCCGCAAGUGAGAUGACCUCCCUGAGCCCCAUCAAAGCUGGGAGCCACUCGUAUGAGAAGAUCAAGGCCAUGGUGGGCGCAGCUCGGGAAAGAUGUGUCCGCGCUGUUUGUGAUGCUUGGAAUAAGGACGCUGAAAGUUGCAGGAACCUUGAAGACUGGACGCGAAGUCCGGAGAACCGCGAUCAAACUAAGAUGCCAACGCUUUUCGUCGGUUUCGAGAAGACCAUCUUACUAGGUCUACAGAAGAUUCUAUACUUCUCAGAGACACAAACGAAAGCUGGCACUGGCGAGGUAAUAACUCCACCGCCGGCCAAGCUGCUGCAGAUGGUGAAGACACAGUUCGUCACCAGUGUAUACAAAGCUCUCAGUGGUAUGGUCGAGAAUGCGGAGAAAGCGGUGAGGGUAGAUGAGGAUGACUGGAUUGUUGUGACACCAGACAUGAUCAGUGCCAACGCGGAGAAUAUUUCCAGUCUUCCAAUAGCCUCUGACACGAUCGAUGCCUCUAGUCGCAACGUCCGUAUGCUGCUGACUUUGUCAAAUCUUAAGGCUCUGCGCAUCGACCUUGUGCCUCAACUGGUCAACUUGUUCGAGUCCUCCUUCUCUGUCAAGCUUACAGACGAGUCCAAGACUAUCCGUGAUGUGCUCGGCCAAAUUGACGCCCGUCUCUUCCAAUCUUAUACUCUGCCCACGAUCUUGACCCUCACCAAAACCAUCAAAGACGGUAUCAACGCGCCGGACUGGGCUCCUGUAUCAAGUCCAACUCAAGUCCGUCCGUACGUGUACACAACAAUGCUUACACUUGUGAUGGUCCAUACAGAAGUAUCCACCACCGUGUCCACCCCCUCCGCCACCACAACAACACCAUCAUCAGGAGUCGGUAGCCCACCGGCACUCCUCUCAGAAAUCCUAUCCUACCUCUUAGAAGCCGUCUCCACCGCCCUACUUGAAGCAUUCUCCAACCGUAAGCCCGAAAAAUACACCUUGCCUGCAUUGAUGCAAGCGACGCUCGACACAGAAUUCAUUGCGCAGACCAUGAGCCAAUAUGCUACCAGCAAAGCGAGUGACACGCAAUCUGAGAUCUAUCAAGUGCUAGACAAGCGGACUAGCAAUGAUGCGAGGGCCAAAUUGCAGCAAGAGCUAGGAGAGAUGAGAAUCACCUUGAAGAAGUUGAGAGACGGUAGUAGAGGGAGUUUUGGUUGCUUCAAAAGACAGAGACAGGAGAGAGGAAGGCCAGAAAGGAAGGCCACUGAGUAA